GUUCUACAAACAGUAAUGGCGUCGCUCGGAGACGAUACGGUAUCUGUAGCCGUGGAGGAGCAGGGGGAGAAGAAGACUGCGCCGGUGUCGUUUGGUUUCACUAAAACUGUGAACAAAUUUAAACCGGCAGCCGGCGGCAUUGCGUCGAAAAGUGACGAAAGAGAUUUUUUGACUGGAAUUGACAGAAACGAACUACAGAGUUCUAAACCCACCGAGAAGCCGAAGGAGCUCAUCAUCCCUCUGAUCCAGAAGAACCGCUGGCACAAACCGGACCUUGGGCCUCAGACUAGAGAAAAUGAAAACAAAACAGAGGAGACGAGUCAAAAUAAUGACGCCAUGGUUUCUCAGGCGGUUAAAGAACUUAUUGAAGAUUCACGAAGGCAGCUGGAGCAGUGGCAGAAUGGAUCGGAACCAGACCGAAACCUCAACUUGUCCAUUCCCCUCCUGAUGCAAAACAAAGUGCCGGAGGGCUUUGAGGAUGGAGACCACAUGAAGGUGGACCUGCGGCCUGAAUCUUCAACAGAGGCAGAUUAUGAGAGUGUUCCUGUUGAAGCUUAUGGACUUGCUAUGCUGAAAGGAAUGGGUUGGAAGAAAGGAGAAGGCAUCGGACGAACCUUUAAACAAGAUGUGAAGCCGAUCGAAAACCAGCUCCGUCCAAAAGGCCUGGGUCUUGGAGCCGAUCGUUCAGCGAUAAAGGAUCUGGAGCCCAGAAGACAGCAGCGUCCCCCGAAGCCAGGCGAGGAUCGUGCGAAGGAGGAGGAACUAGUGAUGGGUCCAGGGGGUUGUGUGCUGGUGCAAUCAGGAGCACAUAAAGAUCUUUAUGGCAAGAUAGAGGGUGUUGACGCAGACAACGCUCGAGUGGUGGUGAAGCUCGCCAUAGGUGGAAAGACAGUGACAGUCAGCCAGUACAACAUAAAACUGGUUGGAGGGAAAGAAUACGACAAAAACAGCAAAGACCUCAGCCGACUCAGUAAAGCCCACAAAGACAAGGAGAAGGAGAAAGAAAGAGAAAAAGAACGAGAGAAAGAGCGACAGAGACGGGAAGAGAAAAAUAAAAGCAGCAACAGUGACAAAACAAAACACAAGUCAUCAGAAAGAGACGGAGGAAGAGAAGAUAGGAAGAGGAAGCACAGAGAAUCCAGUCGAGACAGAGAUAAGCCUCUAGUAAAAGAAGCAAAGCAGCCAGCAGCUCCCCCCUCGUGGCUCCAAAGGGACCUGAAAGUUCGCUUCAUCGACAAACUGUUUAAAGGUGGCAGGCACUACAACUCAAAGAUGCGAGUGGAGGAUGUCCUGACGCCGUUUACCUGUGUGUGCCGAACUGAAGAGGGAAGACUGUUAGACGAUGUGAAGCAGGACAUGCUGGAAACCAUCAUCCCAAAAGGCGAUCAUGAUUCAGUGAUGGUUGUACUGGGUGAACAGCGGGGACAG
This is a messenger RNA of Nematolebias whitei (Rio pearlfish), 1428 nucleotides long. It is a transcript of the gene gpkow, whose product is annotated as G patch domain and KOW motifs. Gene Ontology annotation, biological process: mRNA splicing, via spliceosome. Gene Ontology annotation, molecular function: nucleic acid binding. Lineage: Eukaryota; Metazoa; Chordata; Actinopteri; Cyprinodontiformes; Rivulidae. The record is from RefSeq and is a predicted model, not a curated record. Gene Ontology annotation, cellular component: spliceosomal complex.